AUGUCCAAUUACUCCCGGUUAUCCGAUCGGGGAUCGUCCACGGACGACGAGAAAGAUGUCCACAUGCAUUUGCAUCCAGAUAUCGAAGCUGGCCAUAAACCGAAUCUGGACAAGAAAAGCGGCAGCUGGAUCGAUGGCCGUACGGUCUCCGAUGCCAUUAUUGGCCUUUCUGACGGCAUGACUGUGCCGUUUGCCCUUACAGCAGGACUGUCUGCCUUGGGUGAUACUAAAGUCGUCGUGUUUGGCGGCAUGGCCGAGCUCAUCGCAGGUGCGAUCUCCAUGGGCCUCGGUGGAUAUCUAGGAGCUAAGAGCGAAGAGGAAUCAUACAAAGCCACACUUAAGGAGACUGAAACACAAACUAUGACAGAUCCAGCAUCAGUUACAAGUACCAUCUCCGAGGUCUUCGAGCCCUACGAGCUGCCAUCCGAACUAGUCGCCCAAUUAACCCACCAUCUGUCAAAUUCACCCAUGCUUCCUUCAUUUUUAAUGAACUUCCAACACACACUUCCCGAGCCAUCAGAAUCGCGAGCUGUCAUUUGCGCUUUGACUAUUGCCCUUGGUUACUUCCUGGGUGGCUUUGUUCCUCUCCUACCCUACUUCUUUGUCGGUCCACAUGAUGCAUUCCUUGCUCUGCGCUGGUCGAUCGCUACUAUGGCUGUCGCUCUAUUCAUAUUUGGGUAUGGCAAAACCUGCUUUGUGAGUGGUUGGCGCGGUCGGCGCAAUAUCCGCAAGGGCAUGGUUGGUGGUUUCCAGAUGAUCCUUGUGGGGGGUCUUGCAGCGGGGUCCGCUAUGGGUCUUGUCAAGGGUUUUCAAAUGUUGGCCGAUGGCGGUGGUUCUGAUCAUGGUCACCAGUGA
Molecule: messenger RNA, 855 nt
Organism: Penicillium angulare
Lineage: Eukaryota; Fungi; Ascomycota; Eurotiomycetes; Eurotiales; Aspergillaceae
Product: VIT1/CCC1 transporter family protein
Exons: 2
Coding region: 1-855 (284 amino acids)
Biological process (GO): intracellular manganese ion homeostasis
Cellular component (GO): fungal-type vacuole membrane
Molecular function (GO): manganese ion transmembrane transporter activity; iron ion transmembrane transporter activity
Source: RefSeq, a predicted model, not a curated record